GAUUAAUUUUAAAUGAAAACACUUAAGUUCUGGAAACGCCCAAGUUAGUACAAAAAUAGAAUAUGUCAGUGUUAUAGCUCGUUGGUUUAUUUUCACUCUUUGUGCUUAGACAUUAAAAAAACAGGUAAAAGCACUCUGCAAUCAUUCCGCAAACACAACCACGUGUUGCGUGGAAAAUUGGUGGCAACCACGGAAGGGGCCUAAUUGCACGCCAUCGCCAGAUGUUUUAUGUUUACAAACUUGAGUUUGUUUGUUUACUACAUGUACAAUUUCACAAGGUGACCUUUACACUUAAAUUUAGCAUUGUUAAGCCGGCGAAGCSACAACUUCUUCAUUACAAUUCGGUCGUUUACAAGAUAUCAACAUGCCCACCCCACAAUCGGACUUCGAAAGAAGGAAACAAAUCAGUGUCCGAGGGAUCGCCCAGUUAGGGGAYGUCAACGAGCUCAAGAAGACCUUCAACAGGCAUCUUCACUACACCCUCGUCAAGGACAGGAAUGUUGCCACCGCAAGAGAUUACUACUUCGCUUUGGCACAUACAGUGAAGGACCAAAUGGUCUCGAGAUGGAUCAGGACGCAGCAGUAUUACUACGAGAAGGAUCCCAAGAGAGUUUACUACCUCUCGUUAGAAUUCUACAUGGGCCGAUCUCUCACCAACACAAUGAUCAAUUUAGGAAACCAAAAUUCAGUAGACGAAGCUCUCUAUCAGUUAGGUUUAGACAUCGAACAAUUAGAAGAGUUGGAGGAAGAUGCCGGUUUGGGUAACGGCGGCCUCGGUCGUCUUGCYGCUUGUUUCCUUGAUUCUAUGGCAACUUUGGGUAUGGCAGCCUAUGGCUAYGGCAUCCGUUACGAAUAUGGAAUUUUCGCCCAAAAAAUCAUAAAUGGAGAGCAGCAGGAAGAACCCGAUGAUUGGCUCCGAUUCGGCAACCCGUGGGAAAAAGCCCGACCUGAGUACAUGAUCCCUGUCAAUUUCUACGGUAACGUUAUUGACACUCCAAAUGGAAAAAAAUGGGUCAAUACACAGGUCGUUUUUGCCUUGCCAUACGACAGCCCCAUCCCCGGCUACAAUAAUAAUGUUGUCAAUACGUUGCGAUUAUGGUCCGCGAAAUCCCCCGUAGAUUUUAACCUYAAAUUCUUCAACGAUGGUGAUUACAUUCAAGCCGUCCUCGACCGCAAUUUAGCUGAAAAUAUCUCUCGAGUUCUAUAUCCCAACGAUAAUAAUUUCGGAGGGAAAGAAUUGCGUCUAAAACAGGAAUAUUUCAUGUGUGCUGCAACUCUYCAAGACAUUAUUCGACGUUUCAAAGCCGCCAAAUUUGGCACYCGCGAGUAUAUAAGAACUGAUUUUGACUUGUUACCCGAUAAGGUUGCGAUUCAACUGAAUGAUACUCAUCCCUCUUUGGCCAUUCCCGAGUUGAUGAGGAUUUUGGUAGAUAUUGAGGGACUCCCCUGGGACAAAGCAUGGGAUAUUACURUYAAAACUUGUGCUUAUACCAAUCACACUGUAUUACCUGAAGCUUUAGAGCGUUGGAGUGUCGAAAUGCUCCAAAAUCUUUUACCRAGACAUUUGGAGAUUAUCUAUMAGAUUAAUCACAWCCAUCUUGAGAWSGUUUURAAAAAAUGGCCCGGGGACCUCGACAGGAUGCGGAGGAUGUCUCUGAUUGAAGAAGAAGGCGGGAAACGUGUAAAUAUGGCWYAUUUAUCGAUUGUUGGGUCACAYGCUGUCAACGGAGUCGCAAGAAUYCAUUCAGAGAUCAUMAWAGGUGACUUGUUCAAGGAUUUCUACGAAAUGACUCCCGAAAAGUUYCAGAAUAAAACUAACGGAAUCACCCCUCGCCGGUGGCUUCUUAUGUGUAAUCCCGGUUUGAGUGAUCUAAUUUCAGAUAAGAUCGGYGAAGAUUGGAUCGUUCACCUCGACCAGCUCUCUAAAUUAARACAAUGGGCAAAAGACCCCAAYUUCCAAAGGGCUGUGAUGAAAGUCAAGCAGGAAAAUAAGUUAAAACUYGCCCAAAUUCUGGAAAAUGACUACGGCGUAAAAAUCAAUCCAGGAUCGAUGUUUGAUAUUCACGUCAAACGRAUACACGAAUACAAGAGGCAACUUUUGAAUUGUCUCCACAUUAUCACUCUGUAUAACAGGAUUAAGCGGAAUCCUACRGCUAAAGUCACCCCAAGGACGAUUAUGAUUGGUGGAAAAGCCGCGCCGGGUUAUUACACGGCGAAAAAAAUUAUCAAACUGAUCAAUUGUGUCGCCAAUGUUGUUAACAACGAUCCUAUGGUUGGAGAUAAGUUGAAAGUGAUUUUCUUGGAGAAUUAUCGCGUUUCACUUGCCGAGAAAAUUAUUCCUGCGGCUGAUUUAAGUGARCAGAUUUCRACUGCGGGAACAGAAGSUUCAGGGACUGGCAAUAUGAAAUUCCAGUUAAAUGGAGCCUUGACUAUUGGUACUUUAGACGGGGCKAAUGUCGAAAUGGCCGAAGAGAUGGGUAGRGAGAAUAUCUUCAUUUUUGGGAUGACRGUUGAUGAAGUUGAGGARUUGAAGAGGAAGGGUUAUAAUGCGUAUGAUUAUUACAACGCCAACCCGGAACUGAAGCUUGUUGUUGAUCAGAUUCAGAACGGAUUUUUCACACCGAAUAAUCCCGAUGAGUUUAAAGACUUAGCGGAUAUUUUGCUGAAGUAUGAUAGGUUCUUCUUAUUGGCCGACUAUGAUGCCUAUAUUAAAAAACAAGAAGAGGCUAGCAAUAUCUAUCAGAAUCAAGCUAAAUGGGUUGAAAUGGCCAUUUACAACAUCGCGUCAUCGGGGAAAUUCUCUAGCGAUCGGACCAUUAUUGAAUAUGGCCGCGAAAUUUGGGGUGUUGAACCUAGUUAUGAAAAACUCCCAGCUCCGCAUGAACCUCGCGAACUGACUUUAAAGGACAACUAAAUUUGAUAGUUUAUUAUACAUUGUUCUAUGCGGAAACGUUUGAUAUUGUUACUUUGUAGUAAACAAAAAAGAGUAUUUAUAUAUUGUAUAAAAUCAUUGUUUAUUAAUGCAGUGCCARAAUUAUUAUUAUUGAGCUGUUUUGCUGCUACCACCGUUUUUUUCAUGCCUUUGCUUUUGACACUUUUUAUUGCUCUCAUAUUAUUUCUAAUUUCGAUUAUUAUUAUGAUUGUAUGUAUAAAAAAUAAUUGGUUUAAGCAUUUUAUAAAUAAAGUCAAUUGUGUCGUAUUAUUUUAUGGCACUGUGUUCAGUUUAA
Messenger RNA from Tribolium madens (black flour beetle), 3227 nucleotides. Its product is annotated as glycogen phosphorylase. Gene Ontology annotation, biological process: glycogen catabolic process. The record is from RefSeq and is a predicted model, not a curated record. Gene Ontology annotation, cellular component: cytoplasm. The transcript has 5 exons. NCBI's taxonomy places the organism in Eukaryota, Metazoa, Arthropoda, Insecta, Coleoptera, Tenebrionidae. Gene Ontology annotation, molecular function: glycogen phosphorylase activity; pyridoxal phosphate binding. The coding region runs from base 365 to 2914 and encodes 849 amino acids.